AUGAGUGCGUGGGCAAACGAGAGUUUUGACGUUGGCCUCGCCGGUGGUUUUGGCGAUUCGUCGUUUGCUACUGCGGAAAGUGCGUUUGAUCGAUCGCGCAUCACCGAUAAAAUUCCGAUUCCGGCAAGUGUUGCUGAUUUAUGCGCUGUUGAUCCGAAUGACGAAAAAUACACGUUGGGGAAAUUUGCGUUUAGCACGGUUCGAGUGAUUGGGCAAAUAAAGAGUUCAAGCAUAACCGAUGAUGGUCAAUCAAUCGAAUAUAUUAUAACAGAUCCAAAAGUCUCUGGCGCAGAAUUUCUUGUCACACAUUAUAGAGGCAUUUCACAGGACGAUAUCUCAGCAGAUCCAAUCGUUGAAGGUACGGAAAUAUUGGCAUUUGGAAAAUUGCGGAGCUUCAAUCGCAAAUUUGUGAUAGUGGCUUUUGUGGUUCGAGAGGUUGAAGACAAACGCGAAAUUGAUGCUUUAGCCCUUGAAGCUAAGUUGGCUCGUCUUUAUUAUACGCAAAAUAUACCAGAAAUGAAUGCCAUGGAUCUCAGUCGAUUCGACGGAACUAUUCUACAGGGUGCAGCAGCGGCUAAAAGCGAUAUAAAUUCUGGAUGGGGUAUGAACAGUUCAUGGAAAGAUUCAAAGCAGGUCUCAAGUUCUGCAAAUAAAGGAAGCAUUAAUCAAACAUAUGAAAGUUGUCGUGGUUUGACUGGUCAGAGAGCAGAAAUCUUCAAAUAUCUGCGCAUCAAUGGCGAUGAAAUGGUUGGUGCAAGUCUUGAUAGCAUUCGACAAGGUAUUUCGCGGUUGGUGUACAAUCCACAGACAUUUGAUGCUGACAUUGAACAUUUGGCUUCUGAAGGUCUUAUUUAUUCCACAUCCGAUGAUUUUCAUUUUGCUGCCAAUGCCUGA
Messenger RNA from Dracunculus medinensis (Guinea worm), 894 nucleotides. Lineage: Eukaryota; Metazoa; Nematoda; Chromadorea; Rhabditida; Dracunculidae. The record is from the annotation of a GenBank genome assembly.